GUAAUUAUUACAUCACUUGAACAAGUUCAAAAACAACUCCUAAAAAUGUCAAUCAAACCUUUGAUUAAACACCUCUCAUUGACCUUACUCAUCAUCUUCUUCUUUCUUCUGACUUUGCAUGUAGGCUCAGCCAGGGGAAGAGAUUUUGGUUGUGAAGAUGAAGAUUUCUCAGGUUGUAGUGGUGGUGGUUUUGCUCCUUUGGUGAAGAAAGGGCAUAGGAAGGUAUUAGUUGAAAAUGAAUAUGGUCAAAUCUCAGCCAUUGAAAUCUGUGAUGGGAUUAAAGGACCUUACAAUAUCCACUUCUUUACUUUGGAGCCUAAUUCCUUGCUUCUUCCAGCUCUUCUCCAUGCUCAGAUGGUGUUUUAUGUUCACACAGGAAGUGGAAGUUUGAGUUGGGUUAAUGAAGAAGAGAACAGAAGUGUGAAUUUGAAGAGAGGAGACAUAUUCAGACUUGACCCUGGUUCUGUAUUUUAUGUACAAAGUGACUUAGAGACUAAACGUGAAAGCCUAAGGAUUUAUGCCAUCUUUCCCAAUUCAGAUGAUGAGGACUCAAUUGAGCCAUCAAUUGGGGCAUAUUCAACCAUUAGGAACUUGGUCAGUGGCUUUGACAAGAUAACACUUCAGCAAGCUUUCCAGGCUUCUGAAGAAUUAAUAGAAUCAAUAACAAGUGCAACUGAAAUACAACCAAUAGUUCAUGCCAUCUCAACAGAGAAAGAAAGAAAGAAAAAAGGCUUAUGGGAAAUUGAAGCUAGAUUCCUAAAAGCCUUUAUUGGAGGAAAAGAAGAGACGAUGAUGAUAUCAAUGAACAAGAAGAAGAAGAAACAACAAGAAACAAAAGCCUUUAAUAUCCUUGAAGCAAAACCUGAUUUUGAGAACUGCAACGGUAGGAGUCUUACAGUUACAAGGAAAAAAGCUGGUCAUCUUUUAAAGGGUACCAACAUUGGCCUCUUUAUGGUAAAUUUGACCAAGGGUUCAAUGAUGGGGCCUCACUGGAAUCCAAGAGCAACUGAGAUUGCAGUGGUGUUGAAAGGAGAAGGAAUGGUUCGAGUGGUUUGUUCAAGCAAGAAAAGUAUAGGGAAAUCAGAGUGCAAAAACAUGAGGUUUAGGGUCAAGGAAGGUGAUGUUUUUGCUGUGCCCAAGUUCCACCCCAUGGCUCAGAUGUCAUUCAACAAUGAUUCAUUUAUUUUCAUGGGGUUUAGCACAGCAAGAAAGAACAAUCAUCCUCAGUUUUUGGCAGGGAAGCAGUCAGUCCUACAAUCCCUUGACAGAGAUGUUUUGGCAUUGUCCUUUAAUGUUGGGAAUUCGACCAUUGACCAACUUUUGGCUCCACAGGGUGAUUCCAUCAUACUUGAUUGUACUUCUUGUGCUGAGGAAGAGGAAAGAAUGAUGAAGGAAGAAAUUGAGAAAGAAAAAGAAGAAGAAGAAAGGAGGAAGAGGGAGGAGGAAGCUAAGAAGAGAGAGGAAGAAGAGGAAAAAAGAAGGGAGGAGGAAGAGGAGAGAAAGAAAAGAGAGGAAGAGGAGGCAAGGAAGAGGGAGGAAGAGGAGGAGAGGAAGAGAAAAGAAGAAGAGGAAAGGAAGAGGGAGGAAGAGGAGGCAAGAAAGAGGAGGGAGGAAGAAGAGCAAAGGAAGAGAGAAGAAGAAGAAGAGGAGGAAAGGAAGAGGGAGGAAGAGGAGGCAAGAAAGAGGGAGGAAGAAGAGGAAAGGAAGAGAGAAGAAGAAGAAGAGGAGGAAAGGAAGAGAGAGGAAGAGGAGGCAAGAAAGAGGGAGGAAGAAGAGGAAAGGAAGAGAGAAGAGGAGGAGGAAAAGCAAAGGGAGGAAGAUGAAGCUAGGAAAAGAGAGGAAGAGGAGGCACGAAAGAGAGAGGAAGAGGAGGCGAGACAGAAGGAGGAAGAAGAGGAAAGAAAGAGAGAAGAAGAAGAGGCAAGACAGAGGGAGGAAGAGAAGGAAAGAAAGAGAGAAGAAGAUGAAAGGAAAAGAGAGGAAGAGGAAGAAAUAGAAAGGGAGCAAGAGGCGGCUCGGAGAGAAGAAGAAGAAAGACAUAGGAAACAAGAGGAAGAGGAAGCAAGAAAAAGAGAAGAAGAAGAGAUGGAGAGGGAGCAGGAGGAGGCUGAGAGACACAGAAAACAUGAGGAGAAAGAAGAAAGGAGACAAGAGGAAGAGAGACAAAGACAAGAAGAAGAAGAAGAGAGGGAAAGGCAAAUAGAGGAAGCUAGAAGGCGACAAGAAGAUAGAGAAAAAGAGAGACAAGCAGAUAGAGAAACAAAAAAACAACAGCCAGAAAAGGAAGCUGGCAGAGAACCAGAGGAUCAUGAUACAAAAACCACAAUGGACAAGAAAGAGAAGCAAGGUGCUGCCGGAGUUGAAAAUGGAAAAUCUUAUCCGAAAUUGAGAGCCGUCUGAUCCAUAUGACAGAAGCUGCUUUUACUAGUUUGUUCUGCAAGACUAAACAGUGCAACAUAAAUAAUUGCAUCCCUACAGCUCUACUUUUCCUAAGUUUAUUGUUGAUAGUAAGCUAUAUGACUAUGUUUUAACCCUUAUUUAUGAGUUUAUGUUUAUGUUUAUCACUGUAAUAAUAAGUGAUUAUUUUUCAA
This is a messenger RNA of Cannabis sativa, 2591 nucleotides long. RefSeq names its product vicilin-like seed storage protein At2g18540. NCBI's taxonomy places the organism in Eukaryota, Viridiplantae, Streptophyta, Magnoliopsida, Rosales, Cannabaceae. Bases 46 to 2400 code for a protein of 784 amino acids. The transcript is spliced from 5 exons. The record is from RefSeq and is a predicted model, not a curated record.